This is a messenger RNA of Etheostoma spectabile (orangethroat darter), 6570 nucleotides long. RefSeq names its product microtubule-associated protein 2. Gene Ontology annotation, biological process: neuron projection development; microtubule cytoskeleton organization. NCBI's taxonomy places the organism in Eukaryota, Metazoa, Chordata, Actinopteri, Perciformes, Percidae. The coding region runs from base 380 to 4981 and encodes 1533 amino acids. Gene Ontology annotation, cellular component: neuron projection. The transcript has 19 exons. Gene Ontology annotation, molecular function: microtubule binding. The record is from RefSeq and is a predicted model, not a curated record.
GCACACAUUUCAUUUAAUCACAAAAUGGGAUUGCCCUGUCAUGCAUAUUGCAGCCACAUGAUUCUGUUGCGCCUACGCUGCUGCAUUUACGGUAGCUGAAUUUGCGAUGGGAGGGAUCAGAGGGCCCAGUGCCGCUCUCAUUGUCACUACAGCUCUGUUCGCACACAAGGGUAUUAGCGCCGCUCAUCAGCCUGAACCUCCAGAAGCCGCUGCCUUGCUCCCCACCCCCCUUGAGCCCUCUUUGCAGACAAAAAGCUGCCCUACCUCACCAGGUCUGAGCAGACACUUCAACUCAGCACCGGUCUUUUUAGUCCAUCAGUGAAGACAGCUCUUCAAGUUAGGUUGACCUGUCCCCUCCCCGGUGUCCCAGCAGGCAGACAUGGCAGACGGUCAGCAGCCAGACGAGCACUGGGCCUCAAACGGCCAGGAGAAUGGAGAGAAUGGCUACUCUGCCUACAGCUCUGCCUACAGGGAGAAUGGAUACCACGGUGGAGCAGCUGCACAUCCUGGAUCGACAGUGGAUGACUCAGCCAAUUUGCCUCCCUCCCCUCCCCCCUCUCCGUCCGCUGAGCAGUUUGGGCCCGUGGCACAAGCCCAGCCAGAUGAAUGUAUCAGUCAGGCAUCUUGUGAGCCUUCUAUGAAAGAAGAUGAACCUCAAGUGGCAUCGCUGCAUGAGAAGCAGUUGGCAGUUGAAAGAGCAACACCUGAAAGGGCAGAAGUUGCUUCGAUUGAACCUCCCCUUCCCUCUAUGAAAGAGACAGAGCCCACAGACACCUCCUCAGUUGAGCAGGGUAACCAAGAAACAAAGGAUUUAGUUGAAGAAGUUACUGAGAGUCACCUGCUUGUAGAGUCCAAAAACAAAGAAGCAAAACAACCUCUGACCGAGGAGUCAAAUCUUAAGGAGGAAGACAAAGAGGGAGUUAUCUUACCAAGCAAAUCAGAAGCCCCUAUGAAUGAAAGCAAGGAAAAGCCUGGGGUGGCUGAUGGGAACAAUAAGGAGUGCCUAGCUAGUGGCAGUGACAUUACGUUGCAUAAGACGCCAGUGACUGACAUUCAAAAAGGGGACCAAAGGCAAGAAACAGUCAAGUCAAGUCCGGAACCUGGCAAUGGGUUGAGAGCAACAUCAGAUAUUUCUGCAGGCCACGAGUCUGGAGCAAAAACCUACUUUGAGACAUCCUCAAAAAGUCAGGAACAGGACUCAUCACAAACCCAGAGCUACUACGAACUCAGCACAGCAGCAGAGGAAAAGUUACACGAGGAAACUAAAAGCAUUGUGCAGAAGCUCGAGGAACAACAGGAAAAGAAAGCCAGAACUUCCUCGUGUAAGAUGUCACUAGAACAAAGAAGCCUCUCCCUGAACAUUACUGUUGAGUCUUUGGCAGGACAGACAGUCAAGGGAGAGAAGUCAAGGACUUUGUGUCCAAUCAGUGGAAGCUUUGAUGAAUCUGAAGUUUACCCUUCAACGCCAUUUGUGCAGAGCCAACACCAGAUUCUUCCGGCUGUCUCCAUUACCCCAACUACCACUGAAUCACCUGAAGAUGCACCCACCAAGGCAGACACGCCUUUGCCUUCUGAUAAGCACAAAUGUUUUGAACAUUCAGGAAGCCUCUCUGAAAUGUUGGACCUGGCUGGAGACCUGCCUCGGCCAUCAUUAGAGAGAAGGGAUCUGGACCACAUGAGGCGAAAGUCUGUGCCCGCCAAUGUUUCAGCUCUAGUGGGGAGCUCGUUGGCCAAGCUUGCCUUGGGAGAUCAAACCUCAAGAGUGGCGGAGGGGGAAAGUCAGCUAGAGGAAGUGGGCUACUGUGUCUUCCAGGAGUACUUAGGGCCCAUGCCUUCUCCUGCUGAUGUACCAAGUCCUGGGGAAUCUCCUCACCAGCUUUUCCCCUCAACGGAGAGUGAAGUUGAGGAGGAGCUUGGGGCCACAAAAGCUGAAGCUGUUCAAAAAGGAACUCAACAACAAGAUCAUAAAGGUAUUAUCCCUGAGAGUUCUCAAAAAAUAGGGUUUGAGAAGAAAGAUGCACCAGUAAAGAGUACCCUGAUUCUUGAAAGAGCUCCGACAAGUGUGAAACCUGAUCGUUUAAGAAUCCCGAUGACUUCUACAAAAGACAGACUGAAUGAGUUUCGUUUGGAGAGUGGCCUGCCUGGUGACAUAAAGAUCCAAGCAAUUCCUGAAGUAGAAAUUGAAAAAGACCCCUCCAGAGAGGCUUCUCCCAGCCCACAAGACAGUUCCUUUACUUUCACUCCUUUGGAAACUGGAGGCAAGGUUCCCCCAACUCCUACCCCCCCCAAGUCCCCAUAUGAAACUCCCACAGAUACCCAAAUCAUUAAAGAGAAGCCAGGGAAUGAUGUCCUCCCGGAGGUCAAAGCAGAGGACCAUCCAGAGUCUGACAGAAUUGAUAGUAGACAGACAGAGUUAGACAAAGAAAUACUGAAAUCUGAGCAGAAGGAAUUAGAAGAAAGAAGAGAGGAACCAGAAAUGACAAACACAAACAUACCAGCAUCAUCUCAGUCUUUAGAAAACAGCACAGAAAAAGGUAACAAGAAUAUUGAAAGUGUGAAUGGGACACCUACAAGAUUAGAAAGAAUAGAAAAGCAAGAGACUCCAAAAGUUGUUCAGGAUUUAAGCACUGGAAUGCCCUUAGAUGAGAAAGAUGCCCAAAUCCAGUUACAGGAUGUGACUCUGGAUAAGUCUGCUCCACAUAUGCCACAAAUAUCCUCCCCAGUCAUCAUUAUACCUCAAGCACAAGUUGAGGAAGAAGCAGACGAAGAGGAUGACAUUGAGAUUGCCGAAGAGCCUCAAGAAGUAAUUGAAGAAGCUGAAGUCCCUGAGAGUCUAGUUAGGGGGAGGCUAAUGGUAGGGGAUCAGAUGGUAGAAGAACAUCCCAUGUCGGGAGCAGAAGAAUGUAGUCACAGUGCGCAAAGCAGUGAUAACGGGGAGCCUGUGACGGACAGUUUGCACUUGUCUCUAUGCUCCGACCAUGAUCUCCCACAGCAACUGGAUGAAGGUGACAGAAAUGAUGGGAUAGGUGAGGAUAAAGUAGAAGAACAUACACAAAUAAAUAGGGAUGAAGGGACUAAAGACGACGGUGAGGUGGUAGAGAAAGACCCUACAGGAGAGGAGCGAGUGGAAGAAGUUGGUUCUGAUGAAGUGCGUGAAGAGAAACAGAAUAAAACGAUGGAGGAUGAGGGGGAGGAGAGGAUGGGUGAACAGGAGGUGGAAGAGACCUCUGAUGUACUGCACCAGACCAGUCAGGAAGCUAAUGAUGAAACCACCAUGGACGUCUCUAUCCUAGAUACAGACAGUGGCUGGAUGGACUCACAAGAUGAUGACAAAAGUAUCAUGACUGAGCAAAUUGAAGCCCUUCCUCGGGUCCAGCGUCCUACUAGCACACCUGUGGUGGACAGACCCGCUAAACGGGCCCCUGGCAGAGGAAGGGGCCACCCUGGCAUCACUGAGACUAAAGUGUCCCGAAAAGUACCCAGCCACCAUCCACCAAAAGAGGAGAUGAAGAAGAAAAAAGCUGUGAGGAGGGCUGACCUGAAUAAGGUUUCAGCCCUCCAAUGUCGUUCUCCAUCUCGAAAGUGUGUAGCCAAAUCAGCAGCCAGACAUCCUAGGCCCGCUCUGCUUCACGGCUCUGCUAGACGCAAGGCCACAGGUAUGGAAAGCCAUCAGCCCCUCAGUGUGGCCCACCAGUCCAGAGAAAGGACCACUUCCCGACAGAGGACAACUAGCCCAACGCGGGCCGUUCUGUUAAAGAUGGCAUUUCAGCGCCGGGGAUCCGAUCACCAGCCCCCCCGGCCUGGCUCUGCCUGUAGCCUUAAGCGGAGCCCCUUGGUGCAGGCGGAGCUCAAUGAGGCCCGCUGCUCCUCUGCAUGUUCCAGCCCAUCCCCCUUGUCAAACGAAUGGGCAGAGAAGGAGAGAGCGUACCGCAGCCCAAAGAGGUCGUCCCUGCCCAGGCCGGCCAAAUCUCUGACACGCCACAUCCCUGCUGCUGAACAAGAAGACAGCACCCCCUCCAGGCCAACCUCGAUCCAGUCCAGGGGGGACAGCAGGUCUGGAAGAGCCCCUGGUAUGGCAGGUACAGAGUCUGCACGUUCCCGAUCAGUCCGUAGCGGUGCCUCCACCCCCGGCUCCUGCGCCGUCACACCCGGCACACCCCCUAGCUACGCCUGCCGCACCCCCGGCUCUCGCACCCCCGGCAGCCACACGCCCAAGUCCUUCAGCAUCCUCCAGGAGAAGAAGGUGGCGGUCAUCCGAACCCCGCCCAAGUCUCCAUCCUCAGCUCAACGGCAGCUGAAGGUUCUUAAUCAGCCCCUGCCUGACCUGAAGAAUGUAAAGUCCAAGAUCGGGUCCACCUCCAACCUCAAGCACCAGCCGAAAGGCGGACAGGUUCAGAUUUUACAGGAGAAGCUGGACUUCAGUCAUGUUAAGUCAAAGUGCGGCUCCAAGGAUAAUCUGAAGCACUCGCCCAAAGGAGGCAAUGUCAUGAUUCCAAGUGUUAAACUGGACUUUAGCCACGUUCAGGCUAAAUGUGGCUCCCUGGACAAAAUCCAGCACGCAGCAGGCGGGGGAAACAUCCAAAUCCAGACCAAGAAGAUCGACUUGAGCCACAUCACCGCCAAAUGUGGCUCCAUGUCUAACAUCCGCCACAGACCGGGGGGAGGUCAUGUGCGCAUUGAGAAUGUGAAGCUGGACUUUAAAGACAAGGCCCAUGCCAAGGUCGGCUCCCUGGGCAACGCCAGCCACACUCCUGGAGGAGGGAAUGUUAUGAUCGAGAGCCACAAGCUGAGCUUCCGGGAAACGGCCAAAGCCCGGGUGGAUCACGGCGCUGAAAUCAUCAUCACCCACUCCCCUGGGGUCGGGACGGGAGGCACCUCCCCUCACCUGUCCUCCUCCGGCAGCAUCAACGUGCUGGAGUCGCCCCAGCUGUCCACGCUGGCCCAGGACGUCACCGCUGCCCUGGCCAAGCAGGGCUUAUGAGCAGGCUGCCACGGAUUCACAUACCCUGCAAAAUCCAAACCAUUCCUCCCAUCAAUCUCAUAAGCAUCCAGUGUUCUCCCACGGUCCCUCACUGCAACAUGACCCCCCCUCCCCCACACACACACACAAUUGCCCCCACAGGUUCUACAGUUGUAGUUGAUUGACUGUCUUCGUCUAUCAGCGACCCUUCCAGCCCUCCGAAUGGGAUUUAAAAAACUGAGUUCUAAGAUGAUUCCUCAUUCACACCCAGUCACUCUUUAUUUGUUUCUCAUUCAUUUUUCAAUCACUCAAUAUGGACUUGUUUUGUUUAGUCUUAGAUGAAGGCUAAGGUUUGAGUGGUUGUGUUUGUCUAAGAAAGCAUUUGUACAGUGAUUUAACGCAUCACAUUCCACUUGUAUGAGGAUAAACGGGAAGGGGAACUCAUGCAUAAUGUUCAUUUAGAAUUGAUGUGGUUCUGAAUGCAAGAAAUAGCUACUAGAUACCAGACGCUAGUCUUAAAGAUCAACUGUGUGAGAGUCUUAAUUUACAGCAACGUGGCUUGUAACUGUAUCUGCAAAAGAAUGGCUGAUAAACAUGUCUGCUUACAAUGUGACAUGACAUUCAUUUCUGUUUGUUGGUUGGUUGGUUUUAAUCGUAUGAUCUCCUGAUAUGUGCUGAAUUGUUGGACAAACUGUUUUCUCGUUAGGUUUUCUUUUUUUAUAUAUAUGUCCCUGUAGUGAGAGUUGUUCCCGUUUUGUAUGUUCCCUGUGGCUGCACUGGCUUAUUAGCACCUAAUUGUGGAUAACCACUGCAGUUAUGUCGAGUUAAGCGCUAAAAGGCUAGCUUUCCAAUAGAUUUUCUUCCUUUUUUAUCCACAAACCAAUGGGCUGCUCUUUUUGUUUGGUUUUACCUUAGCUCUGUGGUUUUUUUAGACUACAACUAUGCUUUUAUGCUGGCAUGGCAAAUACAUGAUGAAUAAAUUAGAUCUUUUUGGGGCAAUCUUUAAACUUUUCAGUGUGAGUAUAAAUGGCCAGGAUGCAUUCUAGUGUCUGUACUACAUGGUCAGAUCUUCAGAUCCCUGAACAGCCUCUCAUGCGCCUGUGAGCUUUCCCCUUAUUGCAGAGACUGGGUUGUACAACGUAUUUGAAUGGGCAAUGUGUGUUUCAAAAAUGGAAAGUAUGAAGCUUUAUAUGAAAACAUUCCAUUAAAAGAGCAGCUACUCUGCCCUUUUGUGCGAUUGAAGCAGUAACUUUACAGGAAACGAAGAAGAACUGGGAAGAGGGCGUAACCCUCAACUUGCAGUUGUUGGGAUUCAUUUAAAAUAAAAAGGAUUACAGAACAUAACUGUUUCAGGACAUUCUCUGCUCUACCCCCCCCCCCCCCCCCCUUCCUUUUUCCUCCUUCCCAGAUGUCAGUUACCCCUCCAGUGUUUUCUGUGCUUCCUAUAUUCUUCCUAUAUUCUUGCCUCCCUCCUCCCCAGCCCCCCUCUGCCUGUAUUGGUGUAUUUAAAAGACCAUGUAGAUGUGUGCACACGUUCCGAUGUUUGAGAUGUAUGACGACAAAUGCUCCUACAGGAUGAUGACAACCGAAAUAAAGAACAUAAAAACAGA